UAUCAGUAUUUUAUGUACAAGAAAAAAGACAUAAUUACACAUUAAGCAUUUUUUUAAUACAUUUAAACAAUUGACAGCUUUACCUUCAUUCAUAGUGAUUGUUUUUAUGAUUUCUCGUCAAUUUAUAACGUCUGCCAAAAUGUCUAAACUCUUGUCAUUAGAUUUUGAAGUAUUUGGAACAGUGCAGGGUGUCUUCUUCAGAAAGUAUACUCAAAAGAAAAGUCAGGAGUUAGGUUUAAAAGGCUGGUGUAUGAAUACGGAUAAUGGAACUGUAGUUGGACAACUGGAGGGUGAACCAACAAAAGUGGAAGAAAUGAAACGUUGGUUGCAAUCUACAGGAAGCCCUCAGUCAGCCAUCGAGAAAGCAAUAUUUCGGAAUGAAAAAGAGAUCACAAACCCAUCCUUUACAAGCUUCGAUAUCAGAAAAUAAUUUUUCAAAGUACGAAAUGAAAUUGUUAGAGUUGCCUUAUUUAUUUGGAUAUCAGGAUUUCUUUUGCCAAUAAUGCAAGAUUAUUUAUCCUCUGCUUUAAUCGCACAAUGAGAAAUAUGUCAUAAAUAAAAUUACAAUAACAUUGCUUAAUAUAGUUUUAGUAUAAUUUUUCAAAGUUUAAAUAUCGAAUUUUCUUUUUAUCAAAAGUUAAUAUCGUCAGGAGGCAAUAAACAUUAAAUAUUAUAAUC
This is a messenger RNA of Vespula pensylvanica (western yellowjacket), 678 nucleotides long. Its product is annotated as acylphosphatase-1-like. Bases 107 to 430 code for a protein of 107 amino acids. NCBI's taxonomy places the organism in Eukaryota, Metazoa, Arthropoda, Insecta, Hymenoptera, Vespidae. Gene Ontology annotation, molecular function: acylphosphatase activity. The record is from RefSeq and is a predicted model, not a curated record. The transcript has 4 exons.